AUGGAGUGCAUUUCAUUCUACUUAAAUAAAGUUUUAAUAUUCGGCUGCGUGUUUUCACUUUAUUUAUUGCCUUCAAUUUUGGCACAAAUACCAAAUUGUGAGUUCCACGAUACUGUCAACAUAACUGGAAGUUCUCGUUUCGCCAACGGUUCCUAUUUGCAUGAUGGAGUAAUUAUACCACCUGAACUCAUCGGCGAAUAUAGUAUUGAGGUGCUGUAUAAGGGUCAUGAAUUGCCUGUAGAGAAGCAUAUACGUGGUUGCAUCUGUAAACUAAGAACUUGCGUUAAAUUUUGUUGUCAUCCACCACAAACAAAAAUAAAGGACCUAAGAGAAUGUGAGACCGGAAUAGAGAAUGAACUUGAACUGUCACCUUACGUGAAUAUUACUUUUAAUAAUGGUACGGAAAAGAGUAUACCCGUUUUAGAAGAAUUUUCUAUUGUAGUAGGAAUACCAUGUCAUAAUGCUUACAAGUUAAUACCAGACGAUCCCGACGAUGAAUGGAAAUUAUAUGAGAACGGCACGAUGAAGCGCUUAUAUGACAAUGCUAUUCUGUCAAGACGUGAUUACUGCUUAGCACCACAUAACAGAAGUGAUGUGUACUCAUUCACUCCAAUGAAUUGUCCAAAUGCUGUUGUAGAGCCAGAUAAUCUAUUCGUCGACAGUGUAGCAAUGCUAAUAUCCAUACCUUUUUUUGUGUUGACAAUUUUGGUGUAUGCAUGCCUACCGAAGUUAAGGAAUUUGCAUGGGAAAUGCCUAAUAUGCUACUUAAUUUCUUUAACAUCUGGAUAUAGUCACUUGGUAAUGAACAACUUUUACAGCACAUCUUAUAGUGAUUUCAAAUGUACUUUUUUGGGAUUUACGGGUUAUUUCUCCUUUAUGGCUGCAUAUUUAUGGUUAAAUGUGAUAAGUAUUGAUCUUUGGCAUAAUUUUCGACUUAUCAACUGUAAUGUAAAUCGUUAUAUUAAAAACAAACGCUUUACUGUUUAUUCUCUUUAUGCUUGGGGCAUGGCUGGAGCUCUAACGUUGUUAACUCUUAAGGCACAAUAUUCUGAUUUUGAUUAUAGUUUAAAGCCUGGGAUUGGUGAUCAGUUUUGCUGGGUUAAACACGACGAUUGGUCAGCUAUGAUAUACUUUUAUGGGCCGAUGAUGCUACUAAUAUUCUUCAAUAUAAUUAUGUUUUCACUGAUAUCAAUUAAUAUUUAUAAUGUUAAAAAGGGAUUAAAACAUUUUGCACAUAAUGAAAACAGUGAAAAGUAUCUACAAUCGCAAAAGGAGAAGUAUGUUUAUGAAAGCCAUUAA
This is a messenger RNA of Teleopsis dalmanni, 1299 nucleotides long. RefSeq names its product G-protein coupled receptor Mth2-like. The transcript is spliced from 5 exons. Gene Ontology annotation, molecular function: G protein-coupled receptor activity. Gene Ontology annotation, biological process: cell surface receptor signaling pathway. NCBI's taxonomy places the organism in Eukaryota, Metazoa, Arthropoda, Insecta, Diptera, Diopsidae. Gene Ontology annotation, cellular component: membrane. Bases 1 to 1299 code for a protein of 432 amino acids. The record is from RefSeq and is a predicted model, not a curated record.